AUGGCCACCUAUAUACUUAUCUUCUCUUCGGCUUUCGUCUUUGGUGGUUUCAUCGGCCCUAGCGUCUGGCUAGCGUCUACGGAAAUACACAGCGUGCGGCUCCGAACGUAUGGUCAAGCAAACACGACAUUCUUCUAUGAAAUAUUCUCUUUUGGGGUCCAAUUUUGGACACUAUAUAUGCUCAAUGUGCACAACGGGAAUAUGGGAGUCAAUGUUGGCUACUUCUACUUCGGAUUGACCGUUGCUGUGUUGAUUCUCACGUUCCUGUUCGUACCAGAAACAGCACGUCUGACACUUGAGCAGAUUGAUGACUUCUUCCUUUCUGGCAGUAAGGCCUGGAAGACAUCGACUAAGAAAAAUAUUGCCUUUGCUCGUGGUGAUCUCUCGGAUUCGCCGAAUUCCACCCAGGAAACAUUUGUACUGGCGAAAGAAGUGAUUUUAACUAGUGGCGAGGAGAUCGGGGAUAUGACUUAG
Messenger RNA from Penicillium cinerascens, 474 nucleotides. RefSeq names its product mfs monosaccharide transporter protein. Lineage: Eukaryota; Fungi; Ascomycota; Eurotiomycetes; Eurotiales; Aspergillaceae. The transcript has 2 exons. The coding region runs from base 1 to 474 and encodes 157 amino acids. Gene Ontology annotation, molecular function: carbohydrate:proton symporter activity. The record is from RefSeq and is a predicted model, not a curated record. Gene Ontology annotation, cellular component: membrane. Gene Ontology annotation, biological process: transmembrane transport; carbohydrate transport.